GGGAAAUGAAGUUUCAAGCAACUUAGCGACAGUUACUAACAACUCAAGUUUCAGCUCUCCACAAGGAAAAUUCUACUGAGAAUACGACCCGGGUUUUCACUUUUUUUUUUAAUCGGAGUACUGUGUAAACAUGUCCAGGGGAAGAGCAACCAGAAGUGGCCGCUCAGACAGUAGUGAUGUAGAUGCUGAUGGUACAGAAUUAGAGAAAUCUAAGCUGCUGAGACACUACCGGAUCUUGGAUGCAGACAGACAAGCCUACAGCAUUCAGGCCCGGCAGCAAAUGCGCAAACAACAGCAGGAGAUAGAGAAGCUGACUGCCGAGCAGGAGGAGCUUCGGCAUAAGCUUGGUGCUUAUAAGAGCUUGUCCCGUCAAAAGAAGGACAAAAGGGAUGCAGAGAGCCUUCAAGUGCUGCUGGAGCAGAGAGACCUCCUGGAGGGGGAGCUGGAGAAGGAAAUGCAACAUCAAAAAGAGCUGCAAAAAGAGAUUUCAAACAUGGAGUUUAAGCUGAAAGAGCUGAGGAAAGGGAAUGCCAACACAAGUGACACCCAAAGGUCUGCCCACAGGCGGAAUCAGGAGGCCAUACGCACAAUGGAGAACAAACUGCAAGGAGCCUUAACCCGAUUUAAUGAGCAGCUGACCAAGAACAGCCACCUCCGGGAGGAGCUGCAGACUCUUCAUAUUGAGCGUGUUCGUUUCCAGCGGCUGCAAGACAGGCUGAUCCAGGAGCUCCAGGAUGUCAGGAAGAAGACUGGUCAAGCAAUCAAUCUGUCGACUGCAGCUCACGAUGCAAGAGUGGAGGCUCAGUCCAAGUUGGCGAUGAUGCGAGAGAAAGCAGAGAAGGAGCUUGCCCAGUACAACACAGAGAUGAGGGAGCUGGAGAGGGUUAUUUCACAUGAGUCUGGCCUCAGAGACUUUAUCACCACCAAAUACAAUGAGAAGAUGGGCCAGGAUGUGACAGAGCAAGUCUUAGGUCUGCAGGAGCAGGGAACUAAAGACUUGAGUGAGGAGUCGCCAGACGACUUGGAGGCGUUUUUCCAGAGAAUUCAGUCUGUGACAGGAGAGGCUGACCCAGAAUUGCUUGUCAGCAGUUUCAUCCAAGGUGAAGACCGUAACUUUGCACUUUUCAACUUUGUAAAUGAGCAAAACAAUGAAGCUGAGGUUCUGCGGGAUCAAAUCAGCCAGAUCCAGAGAGAGAUGGAGCAAUUUCAAAUGAGAGGUUUGCGACAAGAGCAGGACCAUCACGCUUCGCUGAGGGACAUCGAUGCACGGCAGAAAGACGCCGAGUCGCAAACUGAGGACUUUGAAAACCGUGCUGCCGUCUUAAGCAAAGUGCUGGAGGAGGUUAAAACAGGAGUGAGCUGUAUUGUCUCUAAAGUGGAGUGUGACAUGGAGGACUCCAUCAGUGACACCAAUAUUAUGCCCUACUUGGGUUUGGUGGAGCAGAAGACCAACCAGCUCCUCACCAUACAGGCAUUCCUCGAUAACAAGGAAACUGGCAAAGACUACCACCCAUCCAAUCCCAAUCUGCCCAAAUUUCUUUUUGGCCAAAACCCAAAGACACUCCAGGAGAAUAUUACCAUUCAACCUUCAGUCCAGAGUGUGGAUUGUGACCCGGACGACUUGCUUGUCGCGGAUGAGGAAGAGCGGCCGCUCUCUCAGGGGGAACUCCGCAGAAGAAUAUUGGAAGGGGUUACGCAAAGAGAGAAUUCAGGCUUGAAGUUGGCAACAAAAAUCUUCAAAACGAGUCCACGGAUUCAAGAGGAAACAGUGACGGCACAGAUCUGAGUGGUAGAUCCCUAUGUCAGGUCUGAUGAAGAGGUCAUUUCUAAUGUAGCUUGUAUACCAGGGGUGUCUGGAAUGCUCAAGAACAGAAUUGGAUUCCACAAACGUAUUCAGAGAUAAGAGUUGAUAACAAAUAUUUAUUAACAGAACACCAGACUGGUUAUAGGCAGCUGGUUAACGCGGGAGAUUGGUGACAGGUGCGCCUGCUGGAGGGAAACGCGCUUCUCUCCAGUGGGAGCUGAAAUAUAAAACAGAACCAUGACAGACACCUGAUUUGAUUUCGUGGGCCGGAUCUGGCCCCCGGGCCAUGGGUUUGACACUCUGUUGUACACGUGCAGUACACACAAAAAGUUAGUGAUCUUUGGCUUGCGCGUGAACUUUCAGGAUGAACCUAUUGUAACAACAGAAAUUGAGAGUGACUGGAAGUGUCACAGAAAGAAAUACAAGCGGACAUUCUUGAAGAUCUUCACGCAUCCAUUACCUGCUCUGAAGUUUGCCAUUCAGCUCCUUGUUUGAUAGUUGUGAUAUAAGCACUGAAGCAUUGAACAGCAUUCAAAAGUUUAGAGAGGGUCAAAUGAAGCUAACUAUAAAAGUAAUAGUGCAUUUUAGCUUUCUCCUGAAAUUUCACCUGAAAAUCUCAAUAUCCCUAACUUUUGACAAGUAGUGUCGACACUCAAAGUAUAAUUUUCGUACUUUUUUUUU
Molecule: messenger RNA, 2485 nt
Organism: Hippocampus comes (tiger tail seahorse)
Lineage: Eukaryota; Metazoa; Chordata; Actinopteri; Syngnathiformes; Syngnathidae
Gene: odad1
Product: outer dynein arm docking complex subunit 1
Exons: 15
Coding region: 131-1786 (551 amino acids)
Biological process (GO): outer dynein arm assembly; cilium movement
Cellular component (GO): axoneme
Source: RefSeq, a predicted model, not a curated record